Molecule: messenger RNA, 1448 nt
Organism: Apis florea (little honeybee)
Lineage: Eukaryota; Metazoa; Arthropoda; Insecta; Hymenoptera; Apidae
Product: sarcospan
Cellular component (GO): dystrophin-associated glycoprotein complex; sarcolemma
Source: RefSeq, a predicted model, not a curated record
AGCUGCCGAAAGUUGUAAGAAAAGGAAAGGAAGCGCAGGAUGUCUAACGAGGUGCGCGCGCAGCCCUUAGACACGACGACAUACGGUGGUAACAUAAUGCAGCCUGACGAGGAGAUUCAGUACGCGCCAAGGAGCCGUCCUGUUAGCUUUUAUGAUAACUUUAAGGUGAAACCUCGUGCUGUGUCACGUGUCAUUGUUUACGACGUGCCAAUGGUGACACCUUGCGUGACUUCCGCACUAAGUGCUGACAAUUUGAAUCAAAUUCGCGACAAUGGUAUCAAUUCGUCGAUGGCCACGGCCAAUAACAAUAACAAUAAUCGCGUGAAUAGUGCAGUGAGUGCUGGUAACGUGACAAAGAUCCAAAAUCCCAAAGUGAUAGGUGCAGUGUCGACAGGGAACAUAGGCAAAAUUUGUCGACUCGAGAAGGAGAAGGAGUUAGGUCGGGCCCCAUCAAUGGCCAAUUGUUUGUCAACCACGGUCCCCGUUAAUCUGGCGGCGUCUCAAAUUGCUGGCCGUCACACGCCCACGAGGAAUUCCCUUAGGCACAGCAGGAUGAUCGUACUGCAUCGAAGCGGCCAUCGACCACAGAAAUUUCUGCCACCGUUGGUUUAUCAUUGGCGGUUGGGACGAUGCCUAGCAGCGCUACAAACGAUCCUCGGUGUCGCGAUUACUGUUUUAUCGUUAUGGUUACUCCUUUGGGCGCCUCAUUUGCCAAUCACGGAUAACCCUUACUGGAGUGGGAUGCCGUUAUUGUUCUCGGGUAGUUUUGGCAUCUGCUUACUAUGUUGCUUCAAGAAGGAAUAUCCUGGUAUGAGCCCUGGAUUCUGCCUCACGUCGACCAAGAUAAUCAGCGUGUUUUUAGCUAUUCUAGCAACAGUGACGUGCUCCAUCGCUUGCGUAUUCUCUGCGAUACACCUGGCGCGCUUAAUGGGUCUGGAAUGCAACCCGGCACGCGUAUUGAAUGCUACCUGCGUGUGCAAGCCCCGAGAGAAUGCAUCAAAUUCCACCGAAACGGCAGUCAGAUACAUUGACCUGAACUGUCCUGAAGUUGAGAGUAUCCUGACCAUCCUUCUAAUUUUCUCCUCCACUUGCAACGCACUUGGAGCCAUGGUAACUGGCUGGUACACUUAUUUGCAUUGGAGCACUAGGCACAAAAGACCGAAAUACAUGCAGGUCAGGACAAAUCCGAUCAGUGGGAACAAUUUUCUGAGCAGCAGGCCGAUAUACAAUCCGAGCGAACGAUGACAAUCUUUACGCGAAACUGACCACGAUAUCUCGUAUCUUCGUUACUCCUCUUUAACGAUGGACGAUGGAGCGUUUUAAAGUGGUAAGUCUCGGACAUGUGUGAACAAUAAUAAUGGAUUUCGACAAAUUCGUUAAUGAAUAUUUUUUUUUUAAUACAUUAUAAGACGAUUAACGUUUAUUAAAAGAUUAGCGUUUAUUUAUAA